Paramecium sonneborni is the source of this 177-nucleotide messenger RNA. The record is from the annotation of a GenBank genome assembly. Lineage: Eukaryota; Ciliophora; Oligohymenophorea; Peniculida; Parameciidae.
AUGGAAGUUGCUUAUGGGCAUUACCAGAAUAUCCUAUUUGAUAAAUUGAUUUUCUAUUUAGUUUAUAAGAUUGGUGGAAAUUAUGAAUGCAUUGUAGAUAUAACCUACUCUAUAAGUCAUUUAGUCGCAGGAACACUAUGUUGUAUUUUCUCCACUAUCAACUUCAGCAAGGGUUGA